ACAAAAAGGUUUUGCCAAGUCUAGUGAAAUGGCUCGGUUAGUUAUAGGCUUGAUACUACUUGUUGUGGGAAUAAUUGCAAAAGAAGUGCCUGUCUUCGAAACCGUGAAGGAUCAACUAGACGACAUUCAAGAUGACAUUCCGAAGGAUAUCCCAGAAAUAGACGAUGUUGAAAUCAUCCCAUCUAAUGGAUGUACCAUUGCUGUAAAUGGUGGCUUGCCUGAGCCUCAACCUCUUCUCCUUCGUCCAAACACUUUGAAUUUCUUUAAUCCGGAUCGGAAUGGAAUCAUAACAUUGGCUGAAAAUCAACAGAUCGAACUGUUUUGCUCUGGUAGUUUUGUCGCCCCGUUCACAAACACCAGAACAUUAUUUGCUACUUGCCAGGGCGGUAGCUUUGUGGUAAGUGGAGCUGCAAGAGUCUUCAAUACUCUCGCUUGCACUGGUCAAGUCGCACAUUUGGCAAGGAGAACGGGACAACGAUGUUUCGAUGGGUCAACUCAUUCUGAAGUAGGUUUUGACUUAGGUGGUGGCCGGUUUUUAGUUACCCACAAUGUAUGUCAUGAUGAAGUGGCUGAAGCUACCCGAUAUGUCUACUAUGAAAUGACACCAUCGAAUAUGGGUUGGCAAAGAAGCUUUCCACGACCUUCGUUUGUGACGGGCGAUUAUUUUGGCAGGAGAAACGUUGACAAUCUUUACACUCAAGUCACACAGCGACGGACGUUAUCUGGCAUUUUAGGUGAAGAGGUUGUAGAUCGAUUGUACUCCCUGCAUGCCAAUGCAUUUUUGGCUAGAGGUCAUUUAAUGGCUAACACGGACAACAUUUACGGAUCUCAAAUGAGGGCCUCAUUUUAUUUCAUCAAUGCCCAACCUCAAUUCCAGGUGUUUAAUGCUGGAAACUGGGAGAGUGUUGAAUCAGGAAUGAAGCAAUUCAUUGCCAAUCAAAAUUUAAAUGUUGAAGUUUACACCGGAGUACACGGCAUUCUGUCGCUGCGAGAUCAGCAUAACGUUUUUCGGCCAUUAUUUUUGGACUUUGAUGCUAACGGGCGCGGUUUGAUACCGGUACCGGAAUUCUAUUACAGAGUUGUAUUGCAUCGACCCACCAAUCGUGGCAUUGUCUUUAUCGGAAUCAAUAAUCCUCAUGCAACUGAACAAGAUAUCCAAACACGACACAUCCAUUGCACUGAUGUGAGUCACUUUGUGAACUGGGUUCCAUGGAGCAGUCCUGGACGUACAAGCAUACUGCGAGGAUACUCUUACGCAUGUAGUGUGGCUGAUUUUAGACGUGUCGUUACCAAUUUACCGCCUCAUGUAACGGCUGGCUCGUUACUGUUUUAAAUAAAUACUUGCUCAAUGCCAACAUCGUUGCUGAACAUAAGUAAAGCUCGUAUU
This is a messenger RNA of Bradysia coprophila, 1387 nucleotides long. RefSeq names its product salivary protein Tsal2A-like. Gene Ontology annotation, molecular function: RNA endonuclease activity; nucleic acid binding; metal ion binding. Gene Ontology annotation, cellular component: mitochondrial inner membrane; nucleus. The record is from RefSeq and is a predicted model, not a curated record. Lineage: Eukaryota; Metazoa; Arthropoda; Insecta; Diptera; Sciaridae. Gene Ontology annotation, biological process: apoptotic DNA fragmentation.